Molecule: messenger RNA, 903 nt
Organism: Pisolithus orientalis
Lineage: Eukaryota; Fungi; Basidiomycota; Agaricomycetes; Boletales; Pisolithaceae
Exons: 4
Coding region: 1-903 (300 amino acids)
Source: RefSeq, a predicted model, not a curated record
AUGGUUCCACUGAAAGAUGGUACAAAAUUGGACUGCUGUACUGCCCUCCAACAGCUCCAUGGAGGCAUGAUCACUAUGCAGGAUAUAGUCGAUGAGGAUGAUUGUUCAGUGUUGCUGCUAGCUGUCCCCUCCAAUACUCCUUCAGACAAUGAGGAUCAUCAUAAACAAUCUGUCCCCCACAGUACCACUUCAGAUGUGCAUCUGCACCGUGGCCUCCAGAGCAUGUCUAAUGAUGAGGAUGAUUGUGAGCAAUUUGUCCCCCCCAAUAUCCCUUUGGAUGUGCAUUUGUCCCAUGCCCUUCAGAACAUGUCCAGCAAUGAGGAUGAUCAUGAACAAUGUAAAUUUGUAUCCUAUGAAGUCAUAUUCCCCUUAAAGGCUGACCCCCAAAAUACCCCUUCAGCUUGUCACCUGCCCUGUACCCUUCAGAAGGUCUCCUACACAUGGAAGGUGCUGCUAGACCUGCUCUUCAUCCACAAGCAUACCAUUGUUGAUUGGCCAGCUGGAGUUCCAGCAGUUGGUCCUGAUUUCAAUGUGAAGUGCCUCAAUGCAAAUGAGCUCUGUGCCCUCACUGUUCCAUUUUUGACAGAGCAGAUGGAACAAGAUUACAAAUUGGAGGCUCCAGCAGAGGAGGAAGAAGACCACAUUGUGCCAGUACCUGCUUCAUCAUUUUAUCUCAAGCAUUGGACAGCUGAACAGCUUCAGCUGUUGCAUGAAGCUGACCUGAAAGCCUUUGACAUUCCAUUAGUAGUGAAUACACUUCAUCACUCCCUUUGCCUCAUUUCUGACUCACAAGCAUUUGUCAAAGUGCUCCCCCCAACAAUGCACCAAAAGGGCCCUGACCAGGAGGCAGCCCCUUGUCUCCCCCUGCCCCCAGCCAAAGCACAACCCCACCCACCCACAUGA